This is a messenger RNA of Vanessa atalanta (red admiral), 1299 nucleotides long. RefSeq lists its product as uncharacterized. The transcript is spliced from 3 exons. The record is from RefSeq and is a predicted model, not a curated record. Lineage: Eukaryota; Metazoa; Arthropoda; Insecta; Lepidoptera; Nymphalidae. The coding region runs from base 100 to 546 and encodes 148 amino acids. Gene Ontology annotation, biological process: sleep; regulation of synaptic transmission, cholinergic; positive regulation of voltage-gated potassium channel activity.
ACUGCCAGUUCGCCAUUCACUGAUCGUGACCGAGUUGGAACGAACGUCAACGUACUGUGUUACUUCUUAAAAUAAAUAUUAUUGUGGCGUUCUCUUAAAAUGGUUAAGUUAUUAAUUGUUGUGCCGUUGCUGAUAGUGGCUUUAUAUGCUUCAGAAGGAGAAGCAGUUCGUUGCUGGACAUGCUCAUCAGACCUCAAUCCGUAUUGUAAUGAUCCGUUCAUCCUAGGCCGUAACGAAAAUUCUGGUCUUUUCCGGCUCGAGUACUGUGACGCCAACACCGGAGCCACUUAUCCUUAUCUUACUACAUCAAAAUCGGCUUGUAAGAAGCAGAAGAAAUAUGUUGGGGACCAAUUAGUAAUAUCUCGUGGCUGCACAUGGAAACGUCAGGACGAUUACUCGAACAAUUGCGCAAGCUCUUCGAAUGGACCAAAUGAAGUUACUCUAUUCUGUGAAACCUGCGAUUACGACGGUUGCAAUGGAGCAUCAGCUAUUACUAUGACGUUGGCUUUAAUAAUGGCACCUCUCGGCCUCCUUCUCUUUAAGUAAAACGCAGUAAAUGUACAGGCAUUGGGGACCAUACCAAUAGUACAAUUUUACAAGCCAUGUGCCCACCGUAAACCAAAUAACAAUUUCGUAAUAACUUUUGUACUUCUGCAAGUAAUUUUUAUGAUUUUAAGCGGGUGCACAAUUAUAGUUCAAAUACAAAUAUUCAUAAAAAUGUGAGAAAUAUAUUCAGAUAACGAAAUAGGCAUGAGGGAAUUUGUUACCUUUCAAGUAUAAAAUUAAGACCGCUAUGGAAAAAUCAGGCGAAAUAUUUUUAGCUCUAAGUAUUCGUUUAAGUGCCUUAUAUUAUAAUAUAUUUUAUUUCGUUUUUAAUUUCACUUAUAUUGAAACAUAGUAUUUAAAUUUCGAAAUUAUAUAUAAAUCUCAUCAAGGAUUAUAUGUCCAGUGUCCUUUAUUUAGAUCUAAUUUUGAAAUAGACCAAUAAUGUUUAUUACUAAUAAUGUGCUAAUUUAAUGAAAUGGGUGCAAAAUUUACUAAAUCAAGUUGUCAAGUUAUUAAACAUUGUGUAAUUUACAAACUUGCUGGUUAAGGAUUUAUUUAUAAGUAUUAUUUUUAAUGUAAAUAUUGCUAGAUCUGUUCUACAUUCUCUGUUUUAAUCUCUUAUGAUUUCUAACCAACUCACAUGGAUUUUUAAUCAAUAUUUUAUCUCAAAUAUUAUUUACUUAAAUUUUCAUUAUAUAAUAUUUAUAUAUUGUUGUUCUAAUAAAAAGUAUUUUUUUCUAUAUGUGUUAAAUC